Messenger RNA from Gambusia affinis (western mosquitofish), 2283 nucleotides. RefSeq lists its product as uncharacterized. Gene Ontology annotation, molecular function: oxidoreductase activity, acting on the CH-OH group of donors, NAD or NADP as acceptor. The transcript is spliced from 6 exons. The record is from RefSeq and is a predicted model, not a curated record. Bases 587 to 1336 code for a protein of 249 amino acids. Gene Ontology annotation, cellular component: cytoplasm. Lineage: Eukaryota; Metazoa; Chordata; Actinopteri; Cyprinodontiformes; Poeciliidae.
UUGUUUCUUUUAAUUAUAUUAUUGAGACCCCUCACAUUCCAGCUAACCCAUGCCACUCCUGGUUCAAACCUAUUGCAAACACUCAUAACUCUUUGAAUUGAUAGAGUUGUAAAGCCAUCUUGUUUGUUUGUCAAAUCUCAGUUCAGUGUCCCACGCAACAAAAGCAGUCAACCAUAUAAAACAGAGUAAAUACACAGAAUAUAAUAAUGGAUGUGUGGAAUUAAACAAACCAAAGAACACAGUCAGAAACCUCAAACUCCAUAACUCUUGGAACACAAAAACUGACGUAUUCAUGACCCCUCUCCCGCAGAUCCAAAAUAAAACAUUAAAUCUCAAGAACAGGAAGGGGGGGAAGGGAGCUCCGUGUGAGCUUCCCACAGGGUCCCGGUAUUUACAGUUUCUACACCCGUAAGUGUAUCCGCUUACCAUGACAGCCUGGACCCGACUGGAUCCCCAUUGAUUGAAAGAAAGAACCAAACCCCUCAACUGUGCAGCGGUCAUGCUCGUCCGACCCGGGCGGUACUCAUUUCCCCGAAGAGAGCUUUGUGAAUAUGAACUCUUUUGCUUUUAAAGGGUCUUUGAAGCGAUGCUCUUCACCCUCCGGGGUGGUGAUCCUGAGCGUAGCCGGAAAAAGAAGGCCAUACCGGACACGCUCAAGACCCCGCAGGAGAGACCUGACCUCGUUAAAAGCUGCACGUUGUUUACUGACAGCCAUAGUAUAAUCAGGGAGAACCAAGAUCUUGUCGCCGUCCUUGGUGCUGCGUUUAAGAAAACCGUAGAAACCUUCGGGGGAAUCGACAUUUUAUGCAACAACGCCGGCAUCCUGAACGAAACCAGCUGGGAGAAAACCAUUUCCAUCAACCUGAUGAGUGUGAUCAGAGGGACCUACGUGGCUCUGGAGCAGAUGAACCGGCUGAGCGGCGGCCGCGGCGGCGUCAUCAUCAACACGGCCUCCAUGGCAGGAAUCGGCCCGUUUCUGAGCUGCCCCUCUUACACAGCAAGCAAGUUUGGAGUGGUGGGAUUCACCCGAGCCAUGGCCGCUGCCUCUGAGGCUUCUGGGUACGGUGUUCGGUUCAACGCGGUUUGUCCUGGCUUCGUGCAAACCGACCUGAUGACCAACAUCCCGGUUCGGCUGGGUCAGUUCUCCAACCUGGCCGCUGCAACACACAAACUGGUUGACGUGAUGGGGACGAUAGCGGUUUCUGACGUCGCCGCCGCCGCCUUGGAGCUGCUGACAGACGACACCAAGAACGGAGAGGCCCUGCUGGUCUUACAGAGUGGAGCCACGUACAUGCAGUUCCCUUCAUUCAAUCCAACACAAAAUAAACCCUUAUAAUACGAACAACAACCAACAUCUGGAUUCAGUUCUGCAAAAAACCCUUCAGACCUGCUGUGGUCUUAAAUACCAACGAUUACAGCUCCUCUUUUCACCACAUUGUUUCUGUAAUUUACUUUCUCUCUUGUUUCUAGACAUUUUCUACCACCGAGUUUAAAACCCAAGCUAAGAAAACAAAGAAAUUAACAGCAUCACAGUAAAGAAUCAUUCUAUGGCAUUUAUUGACUGACAUUUCGGACAUUCAUAAAAUUCCUUCUAUAAAAAAAAUAAAAAAAUCACUAAACCAAACAAACUGCACCUUUAAAGGAAUUCAGAUAACAGUCUGAAGAACAGACGUGUAAAUGCCAUUUUAAUCAAUGUUUUUAUUAUUUUCAAAUGUAAAACUAAAUGAAAUGCACUACAAUACAACAUUUUCAUACCUAUUAAUGUGACUCUUUGGUGCUCUGGGGCAAUAAAAGCCUAUGAAGGAGGUCAAAUUUAAAAGAAAAGAGUUUUAAAAAGCCAUUAACACAUAAAAUGUUCCACACAGUUUAUAUUAGGAACACCAGCAGAAUGUUUGGAUUUUUGGACUAAUCCACGUAAGAACACAACAAAUGUGAAUAAUGAAAAAUCUGAAAACAAUUUCUUGAUCUUCUGAAGACAAAGGAGCCAGAAGGUUUAAAUCUGUUAGUCAUUAACUUUAAUGACAUUUUCUAAGAGCUGCUUUCAUGUUUCCACAGCAGACCAAAGGGCAGACAUGCAGCUUUCUGUAAACAGAACAUUUUCUGUUGUUUUCUCUGUGCUGUCGCUGAGCGUUUUCCUCCUCAGGCCAGGCGAGAACGUAACAACUGCUGCAGAAAUGUUCCUUUAAUCUGGAUGUUGCAUUAGUCAUUUAUAAACCAAUCGACAUACUUUGUAUGCAUGUCACCAGAACCUGGACAAUAAAAUCAACAUUUAUAUACACAUUA